Yamadazyma tenuis ATCC 10573 is the source of this 2382-nucleotide messenger RNA. The record is from RefSeq and is a predicted model, not a curated record. NCBI's taxonomy places the organism in Eukaryota, Fungi, Ascomycota, Pichiomycetes, Serinales, Debaryomycetaceae.
AAAAACUGAUCUACAUAUAAAUAGACUCAGAAAUUCAGGUUUUUUUUUGCAGAAACCACUCAAUUACUCGAUUACGAUUUACAACCAUGUCUUUAUCAAACAAAUUAAGCGUCAAGGACUUAGAUGUCACCAACAAAAGAGUGUUCAUUAGAGUCGACUUUAAUGUUCCUUUAGAUGGUAAAAAGAUCACCAACAACCAACGUAUUGUUGCUGCUUUACCAACUAUUCAAUACGUCUUGGAAAACAAGCCUAAAGCCAUUGUGUUGGCCUCUCACUUGGGUAGACCUAAUGGUGAAAAGGCUGACAAGUACUCAUUGGCUCCUAUUGCUGAAGAAUUGUCUUCUUUAUUAAAGAAGCCUGUCAAGUUCUUGAGUGACUCUGUCGGUCCUGAUGUCGAAGCUGCUAUUAACGGUGCUUCUAACGGAGAAGUGUUCUUGUUGGAAAACUUGAGAUUCCACAUUGAAGAAGAAGGUAGCAAGAAGGUUGAUGGUGAAAAGAUCAAGGCUUCUAAGGAAGAUGUGGCUAAAUUCAGACAACAAUUGACUGCUUUGGCCGAUGUGUACGUCAACGAUGCAUUUGGAACAGCCCACAGAGCCCACUCCUCCAUGGUGGGUUUGGACUUGCCCCAAAAGGCUGCUGGUUUCUUAAUGGCCAAGGAAUUGGAAUACUUUGCUAAGGCUUUGGAAAACCCAACCAGACCAUUUUUGGCAAUUUUGGGAGGUGCCAAGGUUAGUGAUAAGAUCCAAUUGAUCGACAACUUGUUAGACAAGGUUGACUUGUUGAUUGUUGGAGGUGGUAUGGCCUUCACCUUUAAAAAGGUGUUGGACAACAUGCCAAUUGGUGACUCUUUGUUUGAUGAAGCUGGAGCCAAGAACGUUGAACAUUUGGUUGCCAAGGCCAAGAAGAACGGAGUGGAAUUGGUGUUACCAGUUGAUUUCGUUACUGCUGACAAGUUUGACAAAGAUGCCAACACUGCCACUGCCACUGAAGAAGAAGGUAUUCCAGACCACUGGAUGGGAUUGGACUGUGGUCCAAAAUCAAAGGAAUUGUUCGAAGCCACCGUUGCCAAGGCUAAGACCAUUGUUUGGAACGGUCCACCUGGUGUGUUUGAGUUUGAAAAAUUUGCCAGUGGUACCAAGUCGUUGUUGGAUGCUGCUGUCAAAUCUGCUGAAGCCGGUAACACUGUUAUUAUUGGAGGUGGUGACACCGCCACUGUGGCCAAGAAGUACGGAGUGGUUGACAAAUUGUCUCAUGUGUCUACUGGAGGUGGUGCUUCCUUGGAAUUAUUAGAAGGUAAGGAAUUACCUGGUGUCACGGCCAUUUCUGACAAAAACUAAAUAGGUUAAAUGUUACCUCAUGUGUAUUGUUGUAUAUGUUCAGAAUUAUAAUUUAGCUUGACCGUUGGAUAUUCUAGCCCAAGAGUCGUUGGUCAAUUCCUCAUACUUUGUCUUGUUCAACCAAUAGACAGUUUCAGAACCUGAGUCGCCUUUGGGUAAUUUCUGUUUCUUAUACUGAUUUUUAGGAACCUUAUUAUUGUGAGAAGCUUCAAUUUGACCAAACUUGAUAAACUGGGGAACCGCAUAUUUUGGCAAGCAGGUGCUCACAUGGUUGUAUAUUUGAUCCAAAACCUGUUGUUCAUCUAAACCUUGUUUUGGUUCAACAACGGCAAAACCAGCUCUGCCUUCAUGAUUAGGAAUUUGGACUCCCACCACCACACUUUGUAAAAUUGCAUUCGAUCCCAUCAACUCGUUUUCCACUUCACUGGCACUAACAUUUUCUGACUUCCACCGGAAAGUAUCACCUAAUCUGUCCACAAAGUACAAUAGUUGAUCCUGGUCCAUGCGCAACAAGUCACCGGAUCUAAACCAAGCAUCUCCCUUCUUGAAAACGUCUCUGAUGACCUUCUUGGAGGUGGCAUCCUUGUUUCCAUAGUAUCCUUGGAAACUGGACUCAAUCUUUUCAGGGUUGAGGAUCUUCAUCAACAACUCACCUGGUUGAUUAUAGUCAGCCACUUCACACAAACCGGUGGCAGGGUUUCUCAAGAUUUCUUCCUGAUCAUCGGGAUCCAUUUUAACAAUUCUUUGUUCCAAUGACAACACCGAGUUGAUAAUACUUCCAUACUUCCUACAGGCACCAACCCCGUAUUCCCCAAACUGCAAAUUGGUCAAGGCAAUAGGAGACUCGGUGGCAGCGUAGAACUCACCGAUUCCCUUGAUGUUGAACCGAUCUUUGAAUUCUUUCCAGAUGUCACGUCGUAAUCCGUUCCCAUAAGCAAUCUUGACUAGGUGAUUUUUCUGGUCGGGAUGAGGUUGGGUGUUUAACAAAUACCGACAUGUUUCUCCCACGUAUUGCACGUGAGUAGCCUUGGUUAACUUGGCUUGA